GAGGAAUUUGGUUUCUUUCCUUUCUUUUCUGCAACUUACUGAAGCCUGUCUCAUUGUUACCAGAGAAGCAAUAACUGUAUAUAAAGGAUUCAUUUUUCUUGAUUUAUUUCAUUUAUUUCUUCGUGAGUUCAAUACAUAACCAAACAGAAACCAAAAAUCUGACAAAAGAAAUCAAAUUAGCAAAACCCUCCCGCACACACACACACAAAAAAACCAGACUGAUGCAGGCACCGCACUUUUUUUUUAUUUCUUGAUAAACUCUGUUUCAGUAAAGAACCUGGUUUUUUUUUUUACUUGUGUUAAACAAUUGUGGAAGCAAGUGCAGAUGGUUCUAUAGGUGUCAUUUUAAGGUAUUUUUGUGCCUUUGCAUUUGGUUGAGUGAUAAUCAAGUUUUUGUAAAUGCCUGGAAAGGGAAGGUGGUUCAGUGCAGCAAGAAUAUAGUACAUGUUAGUGAAAAAUCUGAUGGAAAAAAAGCAAUUGGAUUUUAAUCAGCCGCUUCUAUCAGUGAGGAGGUUCUCCUCAACAGCAUCCACCAAAGAAGCCAAGAUCAAAAGGAAAACUGAUGAUGCUCUAUCCAGAAUAUCUCCUCCACCUGUUUACAAAUCAGAAUUGAAAUCAGGUCCACUGAGGAACCCUGGAACUGUUCCUUUUGUAUGGGAGCGAAGUCCAGGAAGACCCAAGGAUGAAAGCAAACCACAAAAUCGGGCUCUUCAACGGCCCCCUAUUGCCCCAAAGCUUCCGCCUGGCAGGAUUUUGAAAGAUCAACAGCAAGCUUCAGUUAAAGGUUCUGAAGGCGCUAAACUAGCUGAUCGUUCCCAAACAAGAAACGGCCAUUCCAGUUUUCAAAAUGAAACUAAAGAAGAAAUUUCCAAGGAGGCAAUAAAGGAUGCGUCGAGUUCUGGUUCAGAAAGUGGAGAAGAAGCUUAUGCAGAUGCACUUGAUAUCCUGUCACGAAGUGAAUCGUUCUUCUUGAACUGCAGUAUAAGUGGCGUGAGUGGCUUGGAUGGUCCGGAUUUGAAACCUUCUGGGGCUUUCUUUACAGAUCAGCAUGGUCAAGAUUUCAUGAUGGCUCGUUUCUUGCCUGCAGCAAAGGCAAUGGCUUCAGAGACUCCUCAAUGUUUUACUAGGAAGCAACCCGUCGUGCGAGAGCUACCGAGACAAAUAGCCAAGGCAACAGGUGUGGAAAGGCAUCCUCUAAAUCGAUAUAGUCCAAACAAUAUACCAAAUUAUGCUCAAGCAGAUGCAGUGGAAGAUAGUGAAGAUGAGGAUUGUGAUGAUGACAGACCCGAUGAUCCAUCACUUAAACUUUGUGGGUUGUUGCCUCAGCUAUGCUCACAGAAUUCACUUUGCUUUAUGAAUCCUGUACUAGGGAUGAGAAAGCAGGUCCCGGUACCCAUUUCUUCAGUCUGUACAACGAAGUCUGGGUCUUCAAAUGCUGCUUCUCGUAAUGUCACUGCACAUGAGCAUCAGAGGAAUGCCAUGUAUGAGAAGAGAGAAUCCAUCAAAAUUGCUUGCAAAACUGAGAACAAAAGGCUGGAUGAAUCAUCUGCGUGCAAGGGUUGGCAUAGUAAAGUGGCAUCACCCACUGACAGUCAAUUUCCUCAACCAGUCCAUGAAGAACGAAGAUGCACUGAGAUUCCUGAUAAAUGUAGGAAUUCUGCGGCAAGUGACUUUAUUCAAUGUGCAAAAGGCAGCACAAUUUUUCGAGAAUUAUUGGCCACUGAGAGCAGAGAAUGGGAAUCAGUCUCUGCAGUUUCCGUGGCUGAGAAAACUCUGUACAUAGAUUCUAUGCAUAUGGUAAAACCUCAAAAUUCUAAUUCAAGUUCGUCUGAUGCUAGAGGCUUAUCUGAAUGCUCAAAGGAUGACGUGGAGAUACUUGUAAAGAAUAGAGAAAUUGAAGAAACUGAUGAUGUGAAUUCUUCACUCCUGGAUUCCAAGCACUUGAGUACUGUGGAUGAGAAGAAAAAAUUGCGACCUGAUAGUUUGGAGUCUGUAGAUUCCUGUUUUCUAUCGUUAUCUGACAAAUCCAUUCAUGAUGUGCACAUGGCUGUGAUGGAUGGUUCCCGACAGGAUGAAGACAACAUGCAAGUUUCUAACACAUUGACCAGCCCGAAAGUGGACAAAGAUGGGAAGAUUGACUUAGAAAGCCGAUCGGAUAAAAAAUUAGGUAACCUCGAAAGUUCUCAUGUCUUUAUUCAGGAUUCAAAUGGAGUAGUGGCUGGUAAUGGCAGGAUUGAUUUAGAAAGCCAGCAGUGUAGAAAGUUAAGCAAUAAAGAGAGUUCUAUUGGCUGCUAUACACAACUACUUCUUCCCCCACCUUUGCCAAAAUCUCCGUCAGAGUCUUGGCUAAAGCGUACUCUACCUAUUGUUUCCUCAAGGAAUUCGUCCUCAAGGUCCCCUCUUGGUAUGCAUUUACAUUCUAGAGUCCAAGCUUCCAAAACACUCUCCGAUGACCCGAAGUGGGAAACAAUUGUCAGGACCGCUAAUAUACAGCAUGGGCAUUUGCGCUUUUCCGAGGAUUUGCUUGCACCAAUACCGGAAACUUAGAAGACAAGGUUCCUCAAGAGUCCGAUGGCGCAGGCAUUUACUUUGCUAGAGUGUCCACCGUUACUGGUCUUGAUGUUCUGUAAAAUAUUUGCCAUGUCCAUAUCUUUCUCUCCCAAGGUGCUCCUUCAGUUUCUUCAAGAGGAUACAUUUCGCAAUCGGAAAUCAAAAUCCCCUGCUCUUAUCAUCCAAUAAGAAGCUACGCCAUGUUAUUUCCUUGUAAAUCUUGUCAAUUUACUUGCACAGAAAAAGAUACUGUCCACACGUUUAUGUAUCAUUCCUGUAUAUGUAGGGCUUAUCUGUAAAGCAUUGGAGAUUCAUUUGUUUCUGUGAUAAAAGGAGUGGAGGGGGGAUCUGCUUUGUACAUGAUCUGUUCUUCACGUCUUCGAUCCAAAUAAUGUUAUGAAAAGAGAUACUGUUGAGGCUUA
Molecule: messenger RNA, 2972 nt
Organism: Populus trichocarpa (black cottonwood)
Lineage: Eukaryota; Viridiplantae; Streptophyta; Magnoliopsida; Malpighiales; Salicaceae
Exons: 4
Coding region: 445-2547 (700 amino acids)
Source: RefSeq, a predicted model, not a curated record